Messenger RNA from Acinonyx jubatus (cheetah), 1978 nucleotides. RefSeq names its product tripartite motif-containing protein 64-like. Bases 395 to 1759 code for a protein of 454 amino acids. Gene Ontology annotation, molecular function: protein binding; zinc ion binding. The transcript is spliced from 8 exons. Lineage: Eukaryota; Metazoa; Chordata; Mammalia; Carnivora; Felidae. The record is from RefSeq and is a predicted model, not a curated record.
ACAGAGCAUGAGUGGGGGAGGGGUAGAGAUAGAGAAGGAGACACAGAAUCAGAAGCAGGCUCCAGGCUCUGAGCUGUCAGCACAGAGCCCGACACGGGGCUCGAACUCACAGACUGAGAUCAUGACCUGAGCUGAAGUUGGAUGCCCAACCGACUGAGCCACCCAGGCACCCCUUCUAAAAGCCACUUCCGAUUCUUUCUGAAGACAAUAGCCAAUCUCAAGAAGUAGGCGUGACCUUAGGUGAGACUGACCAUAUAAAAAGCCCGUCUGUCCAGAGAGGACUUCUUUUACAGGGAAGACUGGCUGAGUUUGCAGCUUCCAGGCUUCAGGGAGCAGAGAGUUCCUACUGACCCUGAUAGCAGCAGACCUUCCAGACCUUCCAGAGCUUCCAGAGAUGUACAGAAAUAUGGAUUUGGACACCUUGCAAGCCUUGCAGAAUGAACUCAUCUGCUCCAUUUGUAUGAACUACUACAUAGACCCUGUCACCAUUGACUGUGGGCAUAGCUUUUGCAGUCCCUGCCUGCACCUCUGCUGGGAGGAAGCCCAGACCCUAAUGUCCUGCCCUGAGUGCAGGGGAAUUUCAGAGAAAUCAGACUUCAAAACCAAUAUUGCGCUCAAGAAACUGGCAUCCCUUGCCAGACGGGCCAGAGUUUACCACGCCAACAGCUCCAAUGAGCAGAUCUGUGUGGUACACAAGAAAGCAAAGGAGUUCUUCUGUGAGGCUGACAAGAGCCUGCUGUGUGGGCUCUGCUCUGAAUCACCAGAGCAUGUGGCUCAUGGCCACAGUCCAGUCCAGUGGGCUGCUGAGGAACACAGGGAGAAACUUCUGAAGAGAAUUGGCUCUUUAUGGAACAUGACUCAAGAAAUGCAAAAUGAUCUGAAUCAAGAAGCUAACACAAUCCAGUCAUUUGAGGACUAUGUGCUUUUAAGGAAAGUGAUGAUCAAAAUGCAGUAUCAGAAGAUGCAUCUGUUUCUCCGCGAGGAGGAGCAACUCCAUCUGGAGACACUGGAGAAAGAGGCGGAGGAGAUUUUGCAACAACUCCAGGAAAGUGCAUUCAGAAUGACCCAACAGAAAGCAAGCCUGAAAGAAAUGUACAAAGAGCUGACUGAGAUGUGCCACAAGCCUGACCUGGAGCUGCUCCAGGACUUGGGAAAUGUAUUGCAAAGGACUGAAUUGGUGCAGGUGCAAAAGCCUCAGCCCAUGAUUCCAGAGCUCACCUUGCACGGCAUCACAGGAAUCCUAGACAUACUGAACAACUUCAGAGUGGGUAAUGUGCUGAGUCAGGAAGCCACCGGUCGCUACAUGUGCGUUUCUGAGGAUGCUGGAAGUGUGAUGUUUGGAGUCACCCAUCCUGGUGUGUCCAGAGAGCCUGAGAGCCUGGCGAGCUUUGCAGCCUGGGGACCUCAGGUCUUCACCUCUGGUAAACAUUACUGGGAGGUGGAUGUCACAUGCUCCCCAAAUUGGAUUCUGGGAGUCUGUAAAGAUUCCUUUAUGAGUGAUAUUGAUACCAUUAGUGAUCCUGAGGCAGCAUUUCUUCUGUUUUCUUUGAAGAUAAACAAUCGUUAUAGUCUCUCCACCAACUCCCCGCCCUUAAUUCAGUAUGUGGAAAGGCCUCUGGGUCAGAUUGGAGUAUUUCUGGAUUACGACAAUGGAACUGUGAGCUUCUAUGAUGUUUGCAAAAGUUCCCUCAUAUACAGUUUCCUUCCUUCCUCCUUCUCUUUCCCUCUGAAGCCUUUCCUUUGCUUUGGUUCCCUCUGAAAAAACAAGUUUUGUGAGCAUUUAUCUGAUGAAUUCCCAUGUCUGAGGAAAUUCCUAUCAUGAAACCUUUUCAUGUAAAACAACAGGAUAAUAAGGGUCUUUGAGCACACUGACUUAAGGGAACAGAACCAUUGUACAUUUAUAAAAUGGCAUUAACUAUGUUGACUAUAUAAAUUUGUGUAUUAAAUUUUCUUUUAAUAAAAAAUUGUUUAUUUUGGA